Ficedula albicollis (Collared flycatcher) is the source of this 1022-nucleotide messenger RNA. RefSeq names its product WW domain binding protein 1 (gene WBP1). Bases 1 to 771 code for a protein of 256 amino acids. NCBI's taxonomy places the organism in Eukaryota, Metazoa, Chordata, Aves, Passeriformes, Muscicapidae. The record is from RefSeq and is a predicted model, not a curated record. The transcript is spliced from 5 exons.
AUGGUACAGACCUCCCCCCCCCCGGCAGCGCUGUGGAACAGUCCGACUCCCCCCGAGUGCGUUAGACCUCCCCCCCCCCCGGCAGCGCUGUGGAACAGUCCGACACCCCCCGAGUACGUUAUGGUCCGUCCCGCCAUCGGGGGCGGGCGGGGCGCUCUGCGGCAGCGCCCAUUGACGGACCGAGGGCUGCCUGCUCGCCAAUUGGUCGCGCUGAGCCGAGUGCCCGCCCCGAGGCGGAGCGGGGGGCCCCUGCCCUCCGCCUAUCUCGGAGCUGGACCGUCAUUGGCGGGCGCCGCUGUCAAUCAGGGCCUGUGGGCGGUGCUCCGCCUCCGGUUGGUAGCUGAGGCCGCCAAUCACCGCGGGGCCCGGGAGAGCGGCUGCUGCACCUACUACUACGAGCUGUGGUGGUUCUGGCUGCUCUGGACCAUCCUGAUCCUGCUGAGCUGCUGCUGCGCGUUCCGGCACCGCCGGGCCAAGCUGCGUCUGCAGCAGCAGCAGCGGCAGCGUGAGAUCAACCUCAUCGCCUACCACGGUGCCUGCCAGUACCCCCCCUCCUCGGGGGACUUCCCCCGCCCCUGCUCCGACACCGAGGGGGGCGAGGGCGGCGGGGGCAGAGUGGUGCCAGGGGGCUGCCCCGGGCGGCACCGGCGGCUCACAGGGGAUUCGGGCAUCGAGGUGGGCCGUGGCCUAGAAGAGGAGGAGGGCGAGCCUGAGGGCUGUGGGGGACUGGGGGGUGGUGGGGGGCCUGGCUCACCCGUGCUGCCUGUCUGAGCCCCCCCCAGGACCCCCAGCUGGGGUCUGGACUCAUCACGGAGCCUCUGGGGGCCCCUUGCCCCGAGUGAAGCCCACCCUGAAUUGUGGCAGGGUCCUGCUGGAGCCCCCUUCCCUCCGAACUGCUUCUGGGGCCUCCCCUGUGAUCCCGAUGCUGCUGCCUGGGGGGGCCCCAUUGCCCGGGGGGUGCCUGACCAUGGGGGUGGGUGGUCCCGGCACAUUCUCUCACCAUUAAAGAGACGUGGAAGUAC